AUGUUUUGGCUAUCAUCCGCCGUACUAUUGACAUUGUCUCAACUGGCAGCCGCCACUUUACAGAUUGUACCAGCCGCAACAUGGACCGCCUCUGGAACCAAUCAGCAUAUUCAAGCUCAUGGCGGAGGUAUGAUCAAGGAAGGGAACACCUAUUACUGGGUGGGCGAAAACAAACUAAAUGGCUCGGCUUUCCAAAGCAUUAACUGUUACUCUUCCACUAAUCUUGUCGAGUGGAAAUACGUUGGGGCACUUUUAACACUGCAGAGCUCGGGAGAUCUCGGCCCUAGCCGAGUUGUCGAACGGCCUAAGGUUAUCUAUAACCCCACGACAAAGCAGUAUGUCUUGUACAUGCACAUCGAUAGUUCAAACUAUGGUGAAGCCAAAGUUGGCGUUGCAACUGGUUCUUCAGUUUGUGGCAGUUAUACAUAUCGAGGAAGCUUCCGGCCUUUAGGCUACGAGAGUCGUGACAUGGGGCUCUACAAAGAUACUGAUGGAACCGCAUAUCUGCUGACGGAGGAUCGAGCGAACGGUCUCCGUAUUGACAAAUUGUCCGCGGACUAUCUCUCGGUUGUUUCAAACGUCUAUACCUGGGCCGAGAAGUAUGAAUCGCCCGCCGUUAUCAAGUCAUCUGCAGGCGUCUACUUCAUGUUUGCGUCUCAACUCACUGGAUGGAAUACGAAUGACAAUAUGUAUUCCACCAGCACAUCACUUUCGGGUCCAUGGUCUUCGUGGAAGACUUUCGCUCCCGCCGGAUCGCGUACGUGGGACAGUCAGACGACUUUUGUCCUUCCGAUCGGCAAUAACUUCAUCUAUAUGGGCGAUCGUUGGUUCAGCAAUAAUCUCAUGCGUAGCACUUACGUCUGGCUCCCGCUAACAAUUUCGGGUACGACCGCCAGUAUGCCAACCAAUUAUGUCAAUUGGGUCGUCGAUGUCAAUACCGGAGCCAUGGGUCCAGGCCCGGGCGAGAAUUGGUACGAAGCCGAGAGUGCUUCCCUGAGCGGUUCGGCCGUCAAAGCAUCAUGUUCCGGAUGCUCUGGUACUAGUGCGGUCGGAUACAUCGGUGGAAGCGGAAAUGGAGUGCUAACGUUCAACAACGUCGCUAGCAAUGCAGCAACUCGUACGACUCUUCGCAUCAAGCAUCUGAACGGGGACACAGCACAGCGAUAUGGCACCAUUACGGUCAACGGCGUCGCUCAGACAGUCGCAUUCCUCCCUACGACAGAUGGACAGACACCGGGUUCAAGUGUUGUACAUGUUAACCUUAAUAGCGGAAGCUCAAAUACGUAUCUAUUGCUGGGUAUAAUGGAGGCUAUGCUGCUGAUGUUGAUAGGCUCAUGCUUUUAG
Messenger RNA from Rhizoctonia solani, 1344 nucleotides. Its product is annotated as glycoside hydrolase family 43 protein. The record is from RefSeq and is a predicted model, not a curated record. Gene Ontology annotation, molecular function: hydrolase activity, hydrolyzing O-glycosyl compounds. The transcript has 11 exons. Bases 1 to 1344 code for a protein of 447 amino acids. Gene Ontology annotation, biological process: carbohydrate metabolic process. Lineage: Eukaryota; Fungi; Basidiomycota; Agaricomycetes; Cantharellales; Ceratobasidiaceae.